Meriones unguiculatus (Mongolian gerbil) is the source of this 5282-nucleotide messenger RNA. RefSeq names its product arginyltransferase 1 (gene Ate1). The transcript has 13 exons. Gene Ontology annotation, biological process: protein arginylation. Gene Ontology annotation, molecular function: arginyl-tRNA--protein transferase activity. The record is from RefSeq and is a predicted model, not a curated record. Gene Ontology annotation, cellular component: cytoplasm. NCBI's taxonomy places the organism in Eukaryota, Metazoa, Chordata, Mammalia, Rodentia, Muridae. The coding region runs from base 422 to 2089 and encodes 555 amino acids.
UUCGGCAGUUAGCGUCAGCUUCGAGUUGCUUCAAUCCUAGAACCCUUCCUGUCAAGCCAGCUGGUUUGGGAAACCAAACCCAACCACCCUGAUUAUCCCUUACAGGUGGUCAGGCCUCUAACUUUCAACCAGAGAGCUGCAGAAAACGACUGGGUGAUCAUGCCCUGGAGCCUCAGUUUCCCUAUCUGUAAAACCAAUCGAUAACUCUCAUCAGUGAUAAGGACUGUUGAUUGCUGGGCACAAGCCCAGGGCUCGGAGGUGCACCCCAGCAACCUAGGCUGGCGUCCAGACGUCGGGUGGAGCGCAGCGAACUGGGCGGAGAGCCUCGAACCCGCACCCGCCGCCCUCUCCACCCUCCCGCCGGGAUCCUCCGCGCUCCGCCGAGAGGCGUGGCUGGGCCCUCAAGCCUACAGCGGCGGCCAUGGCCUCGGUGGUGGAAUACAAGGGCCUGAAGGCCGGCUACUACUGCGGCUACUGCCAGUCCAGGGAGGGCAAGGCGUCGUGCGGCUUGUGGGCACAUUCCAUGACAGUGCAGGAUUAUCAGGAUCUUAUAGACCGAGGAUGGAGAAGGAGUGGAAAAUAUGUGUACAAACCUAUUAUGAAUCAAACAUGCUGUCCUCAGUAUACAAUAAGGUGUCGUCCUUUACAGUUCCAGCCAUCAAAAUCUCACAAGAAAGUUUUGAAAAAAAUGCUGAAAUUUCUGGCUAAAGGAGAGAUUUCGAAAGGCAGUUGUGAGGAUGAGCCUAUGGAUUCCACAAUGGAGGAUGCUGUUGCUGGUGACUUUGCAUUGAUGAACAAGUUGGAUAUAAAGUGUGAUCUUAAAACACUCAGCAGUGACCUCAAAGGAAGCAUAGAGAGUGAGGAGAAGAAAGAAAAAAGUAUAAAGAAAGAAGGAUCUAAAGAAUUAAUUCACCCACAAGCUAUAGAGGAGAAGUUGGGCUCUGGUGAACCAUCACAUUCAAUCAAAGUUCAUAUUGGUCCUAAACCAGGUAAAGGGGCUGAUUUGAGUAAGCCUCCAUGUCGAAAAGCAAAGGAAAUGCGGAAAGAAAGGAAAAGGUUAAAACUCAUGCAGCAGAACUCAGCUGGAGCCUUUGAGGGUUUCCAGGCUCAAGGUCAGCCAGUAUCUUUGUUACCAAAGGCUAAAACCAACCAGCCCAAGUCACUUGAAGAUUUGAUUUUUGAGUCUUUACCAGAGAACUCAUCACACAAAUUAGAGGUGAGGGUGGUGAGAUCUUCUCCACCGAGUCCUCAGUUCAAAGCCACAUUUCAGGAGUCUUACCAGGUCUAUAAGCGUUACCAGAUGGUUAUUCACAAGGACCCACCUGAUAAACCAACUGUGAGCCAGGUGAGGCUAGUCCCUGCCUCCUUUGAGGACCCAGAGUUCAAGUCAUCCUUCAACCAGUCCUUUUCUUUAUAUGCCAAGUAUCAAGUGACCAUACACCAGGAUUCACCUAUUGAAUGUGGAAAGACUGAGUUCACAAGAUUCCUUUGCAACUCACCAUUGGAGGCAGAGCACCCUCCUAAUGGGCCGGAGUGUGGUUAUGGCUCCUUUCACCAGCAGUACUGGCUCGAUGGGAAGAUUAUUGCUGUGGGAGUGAUAGACAUUCUCCCAUACUGUGUGUCUUCUGUGUAUCUGUACUAUGAUCCUGAUUAUUCAUUUCUGUCUUUGGGUGUCUAUUCAGCAUUAAGAGAAAUUGCUUUCACUCGACAACUGCAUGAGAAAACAUCACAGCUCAGCUAUUAUUAUAUGGGUUUCUACAUCCACUCCUGUCCCAAGAUGAGAUACAAGGGUCAGUAUAGACCUUCUGAUUUGCUGUGUCCUGAGACAUAUGUGUGGGUACCCAUUGAGCAGUGCCUGCCUUCUCUUGACAACUCCAAGUACUGUCGUUUCAACCAGGACCCACAAGCAGAGGAUGAAGGGCGUUGUAAGGACCUUGACCGAGUACGGGUGUUUUAUAGACGAUCCGCCAUGCCUUUUGGUGUUUUUAAGAACCAACACAAUGACCCAAGUGAGGAGCCUGCUGUGCUGGAGUAUGCAAACCUUGUGGGGCAGAAGUGCUCGGAGAGGAUGCUUCUGUUCAGAAACUGAAGGCCUGCGCCACAGCCCAGCUCCAGCCCGGGCUCUCCUGCCACAGUCCUGCCUGUGUCUUGGCUCCCGCAGCCACUCACCAAGUACAUUCGUAGAGGUUUUUAAAAAUAUUUUGUGGAAUUGUAUUUAUGAGAAUCUUGUGGUUAAUAUAAAGAUUUUAAAAUACUCUAUGAUCUAGUCCCUUAAUUGGGACUUGUCCUUUUGGAGUUUGCUUCUGGAGCAAAGUGUGCUAAAAAUGACUCCAGUAAAUAUUUUAGGAAGGAAAGUAAAGAUGUGAAUCUAAGUAAUUUACUCACAGUUACUGUUUUUGUCUUAGAGAAAUUCUAACACAGAGACUGCUCACUUAGAACAGUGGUUCUCAACCCGUGGGUUGUGAUGCCCAUGGGGGUGGAAUAUUAGAUAGCCUGCAUAUCUGAUUCAUUACAGUUCAUAACAGUAGCAAAAUUACAGUUAUGAAGUAGCAACAAAAUAAUUCUAUGGUUGGGGGUUGCCACAACAUGAGGAAUUUUAUUAAAGAAUCACAGCAUUAGGAAGGUUGAGAACCACUGUCUAUGACCCAUGCAAAGGCAUUAGCAUAUGCUGAGAAAUUUAGGUGGGGUCAAAGGUGAAGAGCACGUUCCAUCACCUGGGAAAUUUCUUUCCCUACAAACCAAAACUCUAUUACUCUGUUCGAUACUAAAUCCUGCCAGUGUUAUUGUGUGCCAUUAAUGUACAACCUGAGAAGGAAGUGCAAGGAUUGCAAACAUCAGGUGUUCACUUUGGGUGUCUGUCCAGGAUGGUCCUGCGUAUGUCUGUUGUCUUGGCAUAAUUGUGUUCCCUGUUGCUAGUGUUCCCUUGUGCCCCCAGAGUUAGCUCAGUUUGGAUGAUAAAAUAUACAGUGACCUUAGUGGUGUUUGUUCUAUAUCUACAUAUCUAAGAAACAACAUUUUAAAGAAACUUGGUUACCCUUUGCUUGAUCUGAGGCUUAUCCAAAGAAAAUAGGUUCCUACUUUCCAUUCUCUGGAACUCAGGAUGCUCUUCUGUGGUUAGUGAUAGAAGUGAGAAGUGGUUAGCAUUUAACUAGUCCUGCAACUAUGCACAAGCCAUAGUGGAGCUUGUGGGGCCUAUAGCCUCUGCAUUCCUUUUCUGAUUCUCUGUGGGUCAGAGAACAGGCGCUGCCAUUGGUACUUUAACAUGGGAGGCUGGCCACUCUUUCACUCUUGUGCUGUUGGGCCUUUUGCCUAUUCACCAAAUGCCUGCUGUCAAGGUGGCAGGCAGCUAGCUGGUUAAAGACCACGUCAGACAUGGGAGGUGAGGCUGCUCUCAAGUGUGUUGGAAGCUGGAUGAACAUAUUAGCUUUUUGUUUGUACUCAUUCUCAGCUGGUUCCUUCUGCUGCUACCUACUUGGCCAACAAGUUUUUUUCAGCCUCAUCCUUCUUUCUUCUAUUGAUUGGUACCCUUAAAGCCAUGUUGUAUCACUUAGUUUGAGUCCCGAUACUCAUUUUAAACUUACCCAAAUGCACUACACUACACUUUAAUAAAACAUUAGAUAGUAAUCUGCAGCUACUUAGAAAAAAGGAUAAUAAGAGGUUUUAAAAAUUAGUACAUCCACAUAAACUAUAAUGUGGAGGGGGGGAUGAACUUCUUUGUGACAUGUUCUUUGCUACCAGGGAUAAAGAUGGAAGAAAGCCAUUUUCUGAUUGCUAAGGUCCUGCAUUCUUCUGGAGUUGUGACCUGCAAAAUAAUCUGAGGACGUGUAAGAGAGCCAGAUUGGAACUCUCUAGAGCAUCCCCCCUAAAGUGAGGUAGUGUUACUUUAUUUCUUUUUUAUAAAAAAUUAUUCCAAUAGUACGUUCCUGCAGUGUUUUCAGGAAAAUGGUUCACUGUCCCUGUUUCUAUACUGAUGAGCCUGCCAUAGGGUGGCUCCAGUGAGGCUGCAGAGCAACUUGGGCACGGAAAAUUCUUCAAAAUUCUUGCUGUGUUCUCCUUUCCUCUCUUCUUCCGUCCUCUCUUCCUCCCUUCCCCUCUCUUCCCUUCCUUCUCCCUCCCCUCUCCUUCUUCCCGCUGUGUUCCCCCACAGUCUAUUUUUUUAAUAGUAUGGAAUCUUAGGGAUCUAGAUGUUGUCAAAGAUACCUACUUGGGUGGGGCUGAGGCGAUAACUCAGUUCAGUGCCUGCCUGGCAAAGCUUGAAGACCUGCCUGAGUUGAGUUCUUUAGAACCAUGGGUCUGCUAGUGUGUGUUUGAAAUGCCAUCACUGGGGAAUCAGUAGAGGAACACACCUGGGGUCCACUGGCCAGUGGCCUAGCCUACUGAGUCAGCAUCAAGCUACUGAGAGACCCUGACUAAAAGAAGGUAGACUAGCCUCUACACAUGGGUUAAAAAAAAAAAAAUGCUUGCUUAUACUCUGAGCUCUUGAGCGUCUACUGCAGCUAGAAUAGUACAGUCAAGAAAAGUAUCCCAAAUUUGCAUUUUGCAAAGUCUAGCUGAAAUACCUGAUUCAGUUUCAGUGGCUUUCAUCUAAAGGAAGACGUGGAAGGAAGCCUUUCAGAGACACUUUUAUCGUCUUCAGGCAGGAAGCUAUGCAUGUUCAGUCUCCUUGCUUUAGUCCUCUUCUGAGUUCAGGUAGAUUCACACCUCCCUCGGUGCCUGACAGCACAGGUGUCAUUUUGAUUCUCAGUGUACCAUCUUUAUUUAAAUUAUUUUCAGUUCUCUGAGACUUUUGUGAUUUUUAUUACAGGUAAUCUGAGCACUUUUUAUAUUUUAAGAUAGAGGCUAUAUUAUCAGAUGAAUAUAUUCACUCAAUUGAAAUUAUUUAGAUAAAAGAAAUUAUUGUUUAUAUUUUCUUUUGAGCAGUCUUAUUUUUAUCCAUUUGCAAAUGCAUGUUUGGUGUGGUUUCUUAGCAUAUCAAAAUUAUGUCGAAGAACCUUUCCAGCUUUCCGAGCAGCAAAUACUUUGGUUUAUUAAUAUUGUAUUAUUUCAGUAUGAAUAAAAGUGAGAGAGAAUGUGAACACUUAACCAAAAUGUUUCUACUGUGGCUGACUUAAGAGAAGGAAAUAAGUGGGGACUUGAUAUGUUUGAAUUACAAAUUAUUCAAAUGUGUGUUCCUUUCUUAAGGAAAUCAACUGACAAUAUGAGUUUUAUUGUAUUGGAUAUUUUUGUUCUUGUAAAAAACAAAGCCCAAAAAAUAAUAAUAAAAAAAGCUCUUUCUAUCUGCA